CCCGCCCAUUCUCUGAUCACGUGAUGUUCGACUACAGCGAUCUCCUGCUCAGCUGUCACUUGAUCGCUCACGAUCCAUUGUUUUUUUCACACCCUCCUGAAAUGGUGAUAAUUCCUUAUUUCCCCUCGGCACCAACCCAACCCACAGAUGCUGCCUGAUCCGCUGAGUUGUGUGGUGUAGAUUCCAGCGUCCAGCUCUGUGUCUCGGCUUUUCCUUUCCGGGUGGAUAAAAUGUGCUGAGGUGUCUCGGCUUGAAGCGCCGACUAUUUAUUCAUUUCCACAGAUGCUGCCUGACCUGCUGAGUUCCUCCGGCAUCUUGUGAGUGUUGCCCCGGAGUUCGGUGUCUGCAGACUCUCCUCGCUGUGAGCUGUACGUGGAACGUUUGGUCAGCGAGAAAUCGGGACUAUGAAGGUUUUCUGACUUCUCUGCUGCUUCCUUCAGAACUUCGCUCCUCGGUGUUUGCACUGAGAGCCUUCAAUGUGGAGCUAGCUCAGCGAACGGACCGAAAGUGAAGUCAUCCAGGAACUGAACGUGAAUCAACUGCAUGAGAUUUUUGCUGCAAUGAUGCAGAAAAGUACGACUUUAAUUUUGAAAGGGUGCAAGAUGUUGUAUCCCAGAAAACACUGGGUCUAAUGAGGAUACAGUUUUGGAGGCAACUAAUUGAAGAUGUCUAUAGCAAUAACCCUCCCCAUCAACCUAUUGCUAUAGAGCUGUGGAAGGCAGUAAGAAAACACAAGCUGACCAAGCAAUGGUUUCUAAGAAUUAUCGAUGAACGGGAGAGGAAUUUGAAUGAGAAAGCGUAUAGGAAUAUCCAAGAGCUUGAAUCCUAUGCAGAGAAUGCUCAGUCGUCGUUCAUCUACCUCCUCUUGGAAGUACUGGGUGUGAGGGAUCUCCAUGCUGAUCAUGCUGCGAGCCACAUUGGAAAAGCUCAGGGAAUAGUCACAUGUCUCCGAGCAACUCCCUAUCACAGUACACGACGCAAAGUGUAUCUUCCACUGGACAUUUGCCUGCUGCAUGGUGCAUCACAGGAAGAUUUUAUUCGGGGAAAUCGUGAAAAGCAUGUGAGGGAUGUGGUGUUUGAUGUUGCAAGUCAGGCUCAUGUUCACCUUGAACAUGCUAGGUCCUUCUAUGGAAAAGUCCCUUCGAGGGCCUACCCAGCAUUUUUGCAAACGGUUAUCCUUGACGACUACUUGAAGAAAAUUCGUAAAGUGGAUUUUGAUGUAUUUCACCCCAGCCUUCAGAAGAGGAAUACAAUGCUUCCUUUCCACUUGUAUAUACGUUCUUGGAGGAAAGUCUAUUAAUAAAAUGCCAACUUUAU
Molecule: messenger RNA, 1317 nt
Organism: Mobula hypostoma (lesser devil ray)
Lineage: Eukaryota; Metazoa; Chordata; Chondrichthyes; Myliobatiformes; Myliobatidae
Gene: ndufaf6
Product: NADH:ubiquinone oxidoreductase complex assembly factor 6
Exons: 10
Coding region: 632-1300 (222 amino acids)
Biological process (GO): biosynthetic process; mitochondrial respiratory chain complex I assembly
Cellular component (GO): mitochondrion
Source: RefSeq, a predicted model, not a curated record